Messenger RNA from Phoenix dactylifera (date palm), 2419 nucleotides. RefSeq lists its product as uncharacterized. Gene Ontology annotation, molecular function: microtubule binding. Lineage: Eukaryota; Viridiplantae; Streptophyta; Magnoliopsida; Arecales; Arecaceae. Gene Ontology annotation, biological process: spindle assembly. Gene Ontology annotation, cellular component: cytoplasm; nuclear microtubule. The record is from RefSeq and is a predicted model, not a curated record.
CAAUCCCAUUACUCGUCCUAAUCUCUUCCCGUCACCCGCAGAUUUGGGUUCGUUUAGCGGAGAAAAUUCAAAUCCAAUACGUGAUAUUUCGGACGGUUUACCGUAUCCACUAUCCCUGGACGCUGAUUCAAGUUCUCCGCCGUCUGUCGACCGUUGCCUCCCUCGUAGAUUCACAGAACCUGAACCUGUUCCUAGAUCUUCCUCCCUACCCCUUCCUUCCAAAAAAUUAAAAGCAUUAAGUGAUUUCUUUCCCUUAUCCACCCUCACCGAACCGUCUAUUUCAGUCUCUCGCUCCAUCCCUUCUUGACCCAAUAUUUCUUGAACUAGAUGACCCUCAUGGAGCCCAUCUCCAAACCCUCUCAAGAACUUCCCUCCGUCCCCCCUCCUCCCAUCCAAGAAGACCGCCUCCCCUCAGUGCCCAAACCGGCGGCGACGGAGAAGCGAGCCCUGCGGCGGACGAGGGAGGUCCGCUCCAGAUAUUUAUCACCAAUGCCGAUUAAUUCACGAUCGUCCACUCCCAUCCCUUCCUCUGCUUCCCUCUUUUUCUCUUCUGGAGACCCCCUUUUCCCUCACCUCAAGAAACAUCAUCGGCAAGAGAAGCUUCCACCGGACUUGGAAGUCCCUCCGUCGAACACUUCCGAUGCCGGUGAUCUUGAAACGGAACCCUCUUCAUGCUUCGCCGACGAGAACUGGCCGGUGGCGGUGGCGAAACAAAUCUUGGCGACUCCUCUGCCAUUGGUGAUCCAGAGCAAGGCUGUCGGAACGGAGAGGAAACGGGUUGCAAGGCUGUUCGGUGAAAAUGGCGUCAACGAGCAGCAGCCACAGUCCAGAAAGCCGAGGCCUGUCACUCCAAUGAUAAAUGCAGGUGAUCGGGUGAGUUUGAGUAAUAAUUGUACUCCAAAGCCGUCAUCUUUGAAGAGAAUUGUAUCUCAGGGGAGCAAAUUGCCCGGUCUUGUCACCCCGGCUCGAGUGAGUCCUUUCCCUUUGGAGGAAGAUAGCAGCGGUAGGUCGGUCAAAACAUCGUCGGAGAAUUCUUCCACUGAUCCCUCUGAAGCCGAAUUGCGUUGUGCGAGCGGCCAGCAUGAGUUCUGCAAGAACCCUCCACUUCUGGGUCAGAAGAAUUCAGUAAUACGGGCCGGGUCGGAUCACCUGCUGAACAAGUCGGUGAGGCAGUUGCCAGAGAGUGGGGGCUCGGGCAGGCGCGACACCAUCGGGGAUUCUUGUCGAAGGAUGUCAUCCUCUUUCUGCCACCGCUCGCUGAAUUCGGCUCUGUCAAAUUGUGAACAGCCUUCCUUCAAUCCAACCAGGUCUGUCCGUAGACCUCUUGUUGCUUCUUUGAAAUCUCAAGUUAGCACGGCAAGAUCAGUCGCACUUGGUCUGCCUCCCCAACCGCCAUGCACAAAGCUGUGGAUGGACUUGAAGAAGGGAAAAAAGGCAUCGAACCGUCAAGAAGACAUUCAUGCCCUGCGCCUACUCAAUAACUGUUAUCUUCAGUGGAGAUUCAUCAAUGCAAAAGCCCAGGCAGCAGUUCAUGCUCGGACCAUUGCAGCAGAGAAAUCACUUUAUAGCCAUGAAAUUAAGUUAUCAGAACUGCGAGAUUCUGUUGCGGUGAAGAGGAUUGAACUUGAACAGGUUAAAGGAGCAAGGAAGUUGCAAGCCAUUGUUGAAGAUCAAAUGCCAUAUUUGGAUCAAUGGACUGCUGUUGAAGGAGAUCAUUCAAGUUCUUUUUCAGGUGCAGUAAAGGCUUUGCAGGGUGCUUCACUUCGACUUCCAGUCAUUGGGGAUGUGAAGGUAGAUAUCAGUGAGCUUGAUGAAGUUCUGAAAUCUGCACUGGAUAUGCUAGAGGAAUCUUCUUCUUGCGUCGGAAGGUUUCUACUACAGGUGGAAGAGGUGGACAAUGUAAUCUCAGACCUUGCAAGCAUAGUGAGCAGUGAAAGAGCAUUAUUUGAGGAGUGCAGAGAUCUUAUAUUCAUGGCAUAUGAGUUGCAGGUGAAGGAGUGCAGCUUAAGAAGCCAACUAAUUCAACAAAAGCAGAACUGUGUAAAGUGAAGCAAGAAAGGUGUUGAUACUUGAUAGUAUUAUAGUAAACUGCUUGUACAUAAUCACAUUUUUUCCAGGUCUCUACAUUAUGCACGGCAUACCCAUUGUGAGAAGACAAAUUUUUGUAUCAAUUAUACAUCUCAUCAAAAUAAGUGAAGCCAAAAGCAGGAGCUUUCUUGUAUAGAGUUGAUCCAUUCUUUCAAUUUUAGAGGGCCUGAUGGGUUCAAUUAUCGAUUAGAUUUCAGCAAAACAGGUUCUUGUCUGAACAGUAUUCCUUCUAUUAUCUGGCAAAAGAUAUUUUCCAUUGUCACAAUGCAUGGUGAGAUCUUUUCAACAAGUACUGAUGAGUCUACAAAUGGAAAGUUGGUGAGCUAAAAUU